Messenger RNA from Erinaceus europaeus (western European hedgehog), 5013 nucleotides. RefSeq names its product xyloside xylosyltransferase 1 (gene XXYLT1). The record is from RefSeq and is a predicted model, not a curated record. NCBI's taxonomy places the organism in Eukaryota, Metazoa, Chordata, Mammalia, Eulipotyphla, Erinaceidae. Gene Ontology annotation, molecular function: UDP-xylosyltransferase activity. The coding region runs from base 115 to 1296 and encodes 393 amino acids. The transcript has 4 exons.
GCAGCUCGGCUCCGCCUUCGCCAUGGCCGCCCGCUGCCCAGGCGACUAAGUGGCUGCGGGGACCGAGGUCUCCGCUGUCCCCUCGCGGCUCCGCAGUCCGCCUGCCCGGAUCACAUGGGUCUGCUCCGGGGUGGGCCCCCUUGCGCUCGGGCCAUGGCGCGCCUGGGCGCCGUGCGCUCGCACUACUGCGCGCUGCUGCUGGUCGCGGCGCUGGCCGUCUGUGCCUUCUACUAUCUGGGCUCUGGCCAGGAGACCUUCUCCAGCGCCACCAAGAGGCUGAAGGAGGCCCGCUCUGGCGUCCCCGUGGCGUCCUCGCCGCCUGUGCUGGAGCUGGCGCGGGGUUCCGUGGCUCCGGCUCCGGGCGCCAAGGCCAAGAGCUUGGAGAGCGGCGGGGCCGGGCCGGUGGACUACCACCUGCUGAUGAUGUUCACCAAAGCUGAACACAAUGCGGCGCUGCAGGCCAAGGCCCGGGUGGCUCUCCGCUCUCUGCUGCGCCUCGCCAAAUUUGAGGCGCACGAGGUGCUGAACCUGCACUUCGUGAGCGAGGAGGCCAGCCGUGAGGUGGCCAAGGGCCUUCUACGGGAGCUGCUGCCGCCCGUCGCCGGCUUCAAAUGCAAGGUCGUCUUCCAUGAUGUUGCUGUGCUGACAGACAAGCUCUUCCCUGUGGUGGAGGCCAUGCAGAAGCACUUCAGUGCUGGCUCGGGGACCUACUACAGUGACUCCAUCUUCUUCCUCUCAGUUGCGAUGCAUGAGAUCAUGCCCAAAGAGAUUCUGCGGAUAAUUCAGCUGGACCUAGACCUCAAGUAUAAGACCAACAUCCGGGAACUGUUUGAGGAGUUUGAUAAUUUCCUGCCAGGUGCUGUCAUCGGCAUAGCAAGAGAGAUGCAGCCAGUGUACAGGCACACAUUCUGGCAGUUCCGCCAAGAGAAUCCAAAAACCCGGGUUGGGGGCCCUCCUCCUGAGGGACUCCCGGGUUUCAACAGUGGGGUGAUGCUGUUGAACCUGGAGGCCAUGCGUCAGUCGCCAUUGUAUGGCCGCCUGCUGGAGCCAACGCAAGUGCAGCAGCUGGCCAACAAGUACCACUUCCGGGGCCACCUGGGGGACCAGGACUUCUUCACUAUGAUUGGCAUGGAGCACCCCGAGCUCUUCCACGUGCUGGACUGUACCUGGAACCGGCAGCUCUGCACCUGGUGGAGGGACCAUGGCUACAGUGAUGUUUUUGAGGCCUACUUCCGGUGUGAGGGCCACAUCAAGAUCUACCAUGGAAACUGUAACACCCCCAUCCCAGAGGGCUAGGUGUGCUUCUGAAGGAUUCUGAAUUUGAAGGCAGGAAAGGGGGGCUUCUUGGAAACACCACAGGUGUCUAAACUCCCCCAAACAACACAUUGUGGGGGAACAUCCUUUGAUCAGGUGCUGUGGCUUUCUCACCCUGGAUCACUAUCCAGAGGCCACCCACGGAGGCCUCCUCACUGCUGGUGUUUGGUACCUUUGUCCUCCAGAUGCUUCAUGAAGGGCAACUGCACAGACCUUUGCCAGGGAGCUAAGAGGCAAGCAUUUGAAGAGAAGAAAGAAAACCUGCCUCUUGUCUUCAGCCCCCAAAGAACACAAACUCUUUUACGAAUCAGCCUUUCUUGGACCAAAAAUUAAUUUGACAGGCUUACCGUUAUUUUGUGAGAAGGAACAAAUUGUACUGCUGUAGUUCCUGGUGAGCUCAAAAUGAGUGAGCCAGUGCGUUAGCAACUCGCCCAGAGUUUAAGCAUCCAAUCCAGUGCCAGCCUUCCAAGGGCAGACCCCAGGAAGCUGAGCGUUUAUUUCUCCAAUGCUCUUGAUGGAGGGAGGGGGUUGGGGAGAAAUUGUGACUUCUUUGGGAAGGGCCUUCAGGCCCUGCUGGGACCACAUAAGAAAGCAGAUCUCAUUAUUUUAGCCUUCAGGGCUUUUAUCAUCCAUUCACAUCCCAUAACCUGAUUAUCCCUAUUUCAUCCAAGCCAGCCCCAUGUAACCAGACUGUGCCCAGAACUGAAAUCCACCAUCAAAGGAUAGAGAUUGGCUGCCCUACAGCACUUACCCAGCCAUCCACAAGUAUAACCGGGUUACUGGGUUUGCUCCUAAGCUUAUAAACUUUCUGCUCUCUUUGUUUAGAAACUCAUCCUGCUGACUUUCUUAUUGUACCCUAUCAAUUUUGUAUUUUUUUUUUGUAUUAUUGUACCAGCCUAGAAGAAGCCAGAGUGUUAUUUUUUAAAUUUCUGAUGAGUGUUAUUUUUUAAGGUUCUCCUGUAAGCUCACUGCUUCCCACAAAGUCCUGGUGAUUUGCCAUGGGUAGUCUAGUGAGGUCCUUGGUGAGAGAAGUGUUGGUGGAUUUUUUUUUUUUUAAUUUCAUUUUAUUUCUAUUUCAUUUACUCUCUAUCUCUUUUUUUAAAUGAUUAUUUCUUUACAUUCAUGAGUGAGAAUAGCUAAGAAAUCAUCUUUGAGAACACACUGGUUCAUGUUUUUUGCUCUCCGACCAGUUUGCUGCUACAGGAAGGUUGUGUGAAGAGUAGAGUCAGUCUCCUAGAGGAUCCUCAUUCACAUGGUGAGUUCACAGUGGCUGGAAUCUGAGGGCCCAGGGUCAACAGCUGCAUUGUAGUGGUGCUGUCUUGGUUUCAGAAUAGACAAUCAUUUCAUUCUAGCUAUUGCAGGCCCCACCUGUUUGCAGGAGCAAAAACAGCCCCAUCCUCUCUCCUUUUCCCCUGCCCCAACCUGUCUAUUUUCACUAUGCCCUACCUAAGAAGUGGGGCUUAUUUCUCCAAAUCUCUGGUCUAACAAAACUGCUAUAGUCUCUUAGGUACCUGACUUCCUGUUUAUAGCUACCAGUUUCUGAAUGCCUGCUGUGUGCUAAGCAUUUUAUGGGGGAUUUAUAUAUGCUGUUGACAGUACUCAUGAACAUUAUUCAUAGUCUAACAUUUUCUUGUGAGAAAAUAAGAAGUGAUCUGGACAGAAAGACAUUUUUGUUGUUGUUGUUGUUGUUGUCUCCAGGGUUAUCACUGGGGCUUGGUGUCUGCACUAUGAAUCCACUGCUCCUGUGGCCAAUUUUUCAAUUUUUUUUUCUUUUGGAUAGGACAGAGAGGAAUUGAGGGGGGAGAGGAAGAGAGAGAGAAAGAUAGACACCUGCAGACCUGCUUUCCCACUUGUGAAGCAACACCCCUGCAGGUGGGGAGCCCAGGCUCAAACCAGGAUCCUUGAGCAGGUCCUUAUGCUUCGUAUUAUGUGCACUUAACCCGCUGCACCACCUCCCAGCCCUCCAGAAAGUUAUUGUUUAUCAUAGCAGUUUUUAUAAUAGAAAAUAUUUGGGAGCAAGUUAGAUAAAUAAUGUAUGUCGCAUCAUAAGGGAAAACUUUAGGCACUUGGAUCAUAUUUUUGAAGGCUAUAUAAUUCUUGGGAAAUGCUUAUACUAUGCCAGUAAAAUAAGAAUGAAAAAUACAGAUUAUAUAUAGGCUCACCAUACAUUUUUAAAAAUAUAUAUGUGUAUAUGUUUAUAUAUAUAUGUGUGUGUGUAUAUAUAUAUAUAUAUAUAUAUAUAUAUAUAUAUAUAUAUAUAGUGAGCCAAUUCAGCUAUAUUUCACUAGUUCAAACUCCUAGGAAAAAAAAUCAUACAUCUCAAAUGCUUAAAAAAGAAAAACAACUCAAUUACUUUAAUGGGGGAAAAGUAGGUAAAACUCUAGAAAAUAAUAGAUACAUUAUGGGGCCGGGCAGUGGCACACCUGGUUGAGUACAUAUGUUACAAUGCACAAGGACCCAGGUUUGCACAGUCCUGGGGAGCUUGGCAGCCCACUGUCUGUCCUUCUCUUGAAAGGUGACUAAAGCACAAGGUGGCAGACUGUUUCAUUAGACAUAGAAUCCUUAUCAAUUUGAAGGUGAUUCCUGGGGCCAGGGAGGUGGCUCAGUGGGUAGAGAGCAGUGCUGCAUAUAAUGGAACUCUGGUCAUGCUCUCUCAAUAAAUAUAUAAUUAUUUUGUAAAGAUGAUUCUGUGGUAAUUUUGUUAUUUAUUUUUCAUGUCACAUGAGAGAGAGAGAAAGUGCAAUCCCCUGGGCAUUACUGUAACAUUGCUGCUCUGAGAUGACGUUCUCCUAUAGAAAGACAGAGGGGGGAGUCGGGCGGUAGUACAGCGGGUUAAGCACAUGUGGUGCUAAGUGCAAGGACCAGAGGAAGGAUCCUGGUUUGAGCCCCUGGCUCCCACCUGCAGGGGAGUCACUUCACAGGCGGUGAAGCAGGUAUGCAGGUGUCUAUCUUUAUCUCCCCGUUUCUGACUUCCCCUCCUCUAUCCAUUUCUCUCUGUCCUAUCCAACAACAAUGACAACAAUAACAACAACAAUAAAACAACAAGGGCAACAAAAGGGGGGAAAAGAAUUACAAAAAAAAAAGGCAGAGGGGGAGUGAGAAAGAUGCCCAGUAUGGACUGACCUGCCAACACCCAUGUUCAGUAGAGAAGCAAUUAUAGAAGCCAGAACUCCUACCUUCUUUACCUCAAAAACAACCUUGAUCCAUACUCCUAGCAGGGGAAAAGUGAUAGGAUGAACAUAAAGAGGGCUCUGACCUCCAGCUCCAUCAGCACCCAGAGAGAGAGACGGAAAAGGAGUGGGACAUACAGAGGCAGUAAUGUGGUCAUGAGUGAUUUGGAGGGGAAGAUAGGAUUGAAUCAGGGGAGAAAAGGGAGCAAUUAUGUAUAAAUGUAAAAAGAUAGUUGUGGGGAGUCGGGCUGUAGCGCAGCGGGUUAAGCGCAGGUGGCGCAAAGCACAAGGGCCGGCAUAAGGAUCCCGGUUCGAACCCCGGCUCCCCACCUGCAGGGGAGUCGCUUCACUGGCGGUGAAGCAGGUCUGCAGGUGUCUAUCUUUCUCUCCUCCUCUCUGUCUUCCCCUCCUCUCUCCAUUUCUCUAUGUCCUAUCCAACAACAACAACAAUAAUAAUAACUACAACAAUAAAACAACAAGGGCAACAAAAGGGAAAAAAUUAAUAAAAUAAAUAUAAAAAAAAAAAAGA